Molecule: messenger RNA, 2655 nt
Organism: Acytostelium subglobosum LB1
Lineage: Eukaryota; Evosea; Eumycetozoa; Acytosteliales; Acytosteliaceae
Exons: 4
Coding region: 1-2655 (884 amino acids)
Source: RefSeq, a predicted model, not a curated record
AUGUCAACAGCUAUGGCCACACAACAUCAUAAAGGAACAAUAACAAAGGUGGCUGUGGUGCCUCCACCAACAACAUCCACCACAACAACUACGACGACCAACUCUGAUGAUAUGGAUAUUGAUUGGAAGGACUUUGAAGAGAUCAGUCUUGAAAGUCCAAAGAAGAGACUUGUUGGCAAUAAACGAUCAGGACCAGGAGAAGAAGAGGAGUACCAACACGACGGCGAGUUCAACUUCAACUUCAACCUCAACUGUGACAACAAUAUCAACAACGAUACUAUCGAUCCCGAGGACAUCGUCGUAUCACAUAAGGACAAGAGAAAGAAGGUAGCACAUCACACGACAUUGGACAGUCUCUUGACGCCAGACAAUUUGAAAGUAGUAGAGGAGACUAAACUAAAGAGAUCAAUUAGCAUUGGCAAGUUGAAGUUCUCACUUGGCACGACGACAAAGAGUAGUAGAAGCUUCAUUCAACCAAAGGGUAGUAGUAUCUUUGGUAUACAACAAGAGCAGCAGCAACAGCAACAACAAGAGCAACAUAAUAGUACUCUAAGUGACGACACAAUCAAGGACAAGAAGAAGAAGACAAAGACUGAGAGAAUGACAAGCUUCUUAAAGAAGAGAUUCGGAUCGGAUAAUAAUAGUAGUAAUGGAUCAGCUAUUGGUAAUAACAUGGCAGUGUCAUCAUCAACGACAACAACUACUACAUUGACAUCGUUGACUCAUGGCGGCAAUGUGUUUGGUGCCAGCUUUACAAGCACUUCGGCAUUGGGCAUUGGCAUGGACAAGGACAAAGACAAACUGGCAAAUGGUGGUGGUGGCCCGGCCACCUCUCAUACCUCGCUGGCAUCGAGAUCUGCAGCUGAUGGUGCCAAUCAAUCAAUCAUAUCGGUCAAGGUGGCCACGCCACCUCGCAAGGAUUUACCGGCAUCCACUUCAUCGUCCUCAUUCUCAUCGACGUCACAGAGCGUAUCCAGUGGUCAUCUGGCGUCCAACUCGUCGUUGGGCGAAGAGGAUGACGAUGACGAGGAGGGUGAUGACUAUGAUGACGACGACGACAGUGGCGACUCGAUGCAGAGCGAGUGCGAAGAGUUGUUCAAUCGCAAUUGUAGCCGUGGCAUGCAGACCAGCAGCAGCGGCAGCAGUGUAUCCUCCACGAUAAUCUCGUCCAAGGCGCCUACUGAGGACUCCUGGGACGUGCCCUCCGACGCCGAGUUGGACAUCAUCAAGACGCGCUCCUUCAGCGAGAUUGAGUUUGUAUUGGCCGCGCUCAGCCAGAGCCAGCGCACGCUCAACGAGCGCACCAAGGACAUGUACCAGCCCUAUGACGACAUGGAGCUGGAGAUCUUUGACAAGAAGUGCAAGAUCAAGCGUGACGUCACCGUCAUGCUCGAGCUACUGAAGCAGUACAACUUUGCCAUGGACAUUGUGGACAUUGAUGGACAGUCCGCCGAGGAUGACCCCAGCGCAGGUAGCACGCCUGGUGCGAGUGGCGGAGUGACACCCGCCGCCGCUGGCAGCAACGACGACAUGGAGCGCAAGACAUUCUUGUUGGCUAAGAAGAUACUGUUCCUCAAGAUGGAGAUCACCAAGACACCGAGUACCAAGCGAGCAUAUAUACUAUUCACCAUCAUCGAUUCAAUCACCAAGUAUCUGAGGACCGACAUUAUACCGAGUGAGGUGCAGGCCAUCCCACUAGAGAUGACCAUCACAAUGGGUUCAAUGGCAAGCAUACAACAACAACUCAGUGGCACAGUCUACAAGAAGGGUGCACUAUGUAAGAAGAAGGACAGGUCGAUCGUAUCAAAGUUUAUCCAGCGCUGGAUAGUACUCACUCAUUCUGAACUGCUGAUAUACUCAUCCGAGAAGAGCGACAGACUUCUGCAUCGCAAGUCAUUGUUCAAUAUAUCAAAGAUAGCCUACACACCAAAGGAGGACUACCCGCAUUGCUUUACUAUUCACUUUGUCAACGCCGAUGGAGCCAGCGAGCAGCAGGCCCACGUGGACGACGCACACCGCGGUAAAUACAUGGUCGCAGGCAAGACUGGCAGCGGAAACAGCAGUAGCAGUAACAGCAGUAGCAGUAGUAGUAAUGGCAGCAGCAAGUCCAAACAAUCUAUUAUCCUAAGUUGCGAGAACAAUGAGGAGGUUGUGCAAUGGGUAUUGGCAAUCGAUGGAAUCACACGAUCAAACUUCAAGUCUUCGAUGGACCUGAUCACAAAGGAGGCGAUGCUGUCCACGUUCAAGACCAACCACAAGGGCGGUGUCUUUAGGUUUGGCGACGAGGAGUGGCAUUAUCGCGACGGACGCCUCACCAACCAGAUGUGGGGCGACAUGCUCGAGUACAUUUGGGAUGGCUACAAGCUGGUGCCCGCACAGCAUAGCCAGAUGUCGCUAGGGCACGGACGCUGGAACGGCGUGUGGCUGACGUGGUAUGGUGAGCGUGCCAACGAGCCCUAUCUCAAGUAUCUACACCAGCCACUGGAGCGCAACUACAUCGUCGAUUGUUAUCCCCUGCGAAACCAGUUCACAUGGACAUGGUCACGCCACUUCCUCGUGUGUGCGUCUGGUGGCGAGUGGAUAUGCGAGGGUGAUGUCCCACCUGCACUAGUCAUGCUCGUUCAAAUGAUGAAGUACUAUCGAAUUGGUAGAUAG